Molecule: messenger RNA, 1848 nt
Organism: Orbilia oligospora ATCC 24927
Lineage: Eukaryota; Fungi; Ascomycota; Orbiliomycetes; Orbiliales; Orbiliaceae
Exons: 1
Coding region: 1-1848 (615 amino acids)
Molecular function (GO): protein binding
Source: RefSeq, a predicted model, not a curated record
AUGUCCGAUAUCUCCCAGCUAUCAUCGAAACUUCAAUCAGUAUCUUUGGCCUCGGUCUCAGCUUCGCACAAUCUCUCUACCCUUCCGGUCGACAUCUUAACCCACGAUCUAGUCCCCCAAUUUGCUUCUCCUCCAAUUCACCUCUCCCAAUAUCCAACCACACAGUCUUCGCCAGACUCAAGUCCUCUUCGUCAGCUCGCAGCGACAUCAAGGCACUUCAGGGCGACUGUUAAAAGCCAAUAUAAGGCAUACGUUCAACAUCAAUAUCCUACCGUCUACUCGCACGUAAUCGCACGCCAUUCUGCAAGCCUAGAUCAGGUUGACUGGUCCUCUCUAGCUACCCAAUCAGAGAAACUAUGUCACCGAUGGAAUCUUCGACAGUUUUCCCUUUCAAAGCUUCAAACGGUGGAACCAUCCCCGGCGCGCCAACAUGAUUCCCACCAUAGAUCGACUGUUAAACCAUCCCACUCUUAUUCUCCCUGCAUCGAUGUCUCCGAAUCCAUCAAUGGAACUGAGACUUUAGUCAUUGGACAGGGUCCCUCUGUGGCUCUUAGGACCGGUGAAUAUGGUGCUUGGCAGGAGAUCAAACGGAAGGGAAUGACGCCGGGGGCCGAUGAUAUUCUUUCGGUUCAUAUUUACAACCCGGAUACCGUCAUUUCUACUAGAAGCUCCAGUGUGGAAAUAAUCUCCAAUGUUAGCGGCGCAGAUGAUGGUAACCCUCCACGGAUCGUGGGUGUAACGGAGUUAUUCCCGUCUGGCCCUAAAAAUCCUACGGGUGGUAUUUCUUCGAGCUGUCUUGAUACGACAUCUUCGUCUUCAUCCACCCGAUCAUUUGCGAUCACGACGUCAAUAACGUCAUCAGACUCUCACUCACUCCAGCUCUUCACUCUGAACACCACUUCUUCCACACCUUCAUUUCCAAAGACUCCAACUAUUACCUCUCCUCUCCCUUCAAAACCUUACACCUCCACCUUCAUCACCAACACAACCAUAGCGACUGGUCAUCGCAGCGGAUUAACCGUUCACAACCUUACCCCAUCCGAAAUCUCCUCAACCACGAUCCCACAACCCUUAACCAGCUAUAACCAUGCAUUGAGCGUCCACUCUCUUACGCGUCUCUCCUCUUCCCCUGCAUUUUCACCCAGUAUUUUCGCCUCGGGAUGGUCGGACGGAAUAACCCGGUUAUUCGAUAUCCGCGCGAAUGCCUAUGUAGCUGAAUAUGAAAAUCCGGUAUCCAACGAAGCUGUGCCUGUUUACAGUCUUCUACAUACCGCACCGCUUGGGAAUAUCUUGUUGUCUGGGUCAUCGUUGCAUCAUGCUGUUGAGGUACAUGAUUUGAGAUACUGUGGGAAUAUGGUGGGAUAUUUUUCGCCAUAUGCUUUCGAUCCUGCUUCUUUGAAUGAUGGCGAAAAGAUGAGAGAUAUUGUCAGCGAAGGCGGCUUAUUAUUCUUCGACAACGUCGCUGGAGCGAGAUUGCCCACCGCUCGCCGUAACGGUUACACGAGAAACUCAGGGAAAGGAACCAGUUCCAUAUACUCCCUUUCCUCACCAUCUCCCUCGUCAGGGAAGGUAUACAUCGGAGCGGAAAACACGGUUCUCCAAAUGGAUUUCCGGAAAAGAAAAGUCGGAAGGGAAUGGGGGCUCGGAUUGAGCAAUGUCGAGAAGGUUAGGAAGAAGGAGAUGGAAAGAGGAGCGACGUUCAAUGUUCCCAUGUACUGGUUUGAUCCAGCGAAGGGAGUUGGGGAGGAAGAAGGUGGUGUCAAUGGACGAUGGUGGUGUGGUAGUGGGAAGGCGGCUUUUAAGGUUAAUGAGAGGAGUGCGGUGAGGGGUCGAGAUGGGUGGAGGUAG